GUUUUUGCCUGUACUAGUGUAAAUUUAUCUUUGCCGGAGAAACUUGUGAAUUUUUAUUGCGUUUCGCGUUUGAAUUAUUUUCACAGCAUCCGUAAAGACUAAUAAAUUUUGUACUAUUAUCAAAAAUUUAGCAUGGUGUGGGGAUUUGUGACUUGUGGUCCGAACGAGGCGCUUGUGGUUUCAGGAUGUUGUUAUAUGAAACCCCUACUGGUGCCCGGUGGGCGUGCCUUUGUGUGGCCUACUAUACAACAGGUGCAAAGAAUUUCACUCAACACCAUGACCCUGCAAGUGGAGAGUCCAUGUGUCUAUACCAGUCAGGGUGUGCCCAUUUCGGUAACCGGUAUUGCACAAGUUAAAAUUCAGGGUCAAAACGAGGAUAUGUUGCUGACGGCAUGCGAACAAUUCCUCGGUAAGGGUGAAUCUGAAAUCCAGCAUAUAGCUUUGGUAACGCUGGAAGGACAUCAGCGUGCUAUUAUGGGCUCCAUGACGGUUGAGGAAAUUUAUAAAGACCGCAAGAAGUUCAGCAAACAAGUAUUUGAAGUGGCUUCGUCGGACUUAGCUAACAUGGGCAUAACUGUAGUAUCUUACACCAUAAAAGAUAUACGUGAUGAAGAGGGUGACUCAAAGGGCUAUCUAAAAUCUUUGGGUAUGGCACGCACUGCCGAGGUCAAACGCGAUGCACGUAUUGGUGAAGCGGAAGCGCGUUGUGAUGCGCACAUCAAGGAAGCCAUUGCCGAGGAGCAGCGUAUGGCAUCGCGUUUCCUCAAUGACAUCGAAAUUGCCAAAGCGCAACGUGACUUCGAAUUGAAAAAAGCCGCCUACGAUGUAGAGGUACAAACGAAGAAAGCCGAAGCUGAAAUGGCUUACGAAUUGCAAGCGGCCAAAACGAAACAACGCAUCAAGGAGGAACAAAUGCAAGUCAAAGUGAUUGAACGCACACAGGAGAUUGCCGUGCAGGAGCAGGAGAUACAGCGUCGCGAACGUGAACUGGAGGCCACUGUGCGCCGACCAGCUGAAGCGGAGAAAUUCAGAUUGGAGAAAUUGGCUGAAGCCAACAAGUUACGUGUAGUCAUGGAGGCUGAAGCCGAAGCCGAAUCGAUCAAAAUCCGUGGUGAAGCCGAGGCCUUCGCCAUUGAAGCCAAAGCCAAAGCAGAGGCCGAGCAAAUGGCACAAAAAGCUGAAGCUUGGCGUGAAUAUCGCGAAGCAGCAAUGGUCGAGAUGUUGCUGGACACACUACCAAAGGUGGCCGCUGAAGUUGCUGCACCAUUGUCGCAGGCCAAGAAGAUCACCAUGGUCUCGAGCGGACAGGGUGAGAUCGGUGCCGCCAAAUUGACCGGCGAGGUAUUGCAGAUAGUUAACAAAGUGCCGGAAUUGGUGAAGAAUAUAACUGGGGUCGACAUUGCCCGGUCCAUGCAUGCUGGCUAAAUUAUCAACACUAAGCUUCUACAACAAAAGAAAACAACAACACAAGCAAACACGUGUACGAACAAAUUGACGACAAAGAAAGAAACUAAGAGACAAAUUAUGAAAGAACUUUGUUA
Molecule: messenger RNA, 1541 nt
Organism: Bactrocera latifrons
Lineage: Eukaryota; Metazoa; Arthropoda; Insecta; Diptera; Tephritidae
Gene: Flo1
Product: flotillin-1
Exons: 8
Coding region: 133-1425 (430 amino acids)
Biological process (GO): protein kinase C signaling; regulation of receptor internalization; positive regulation of cell-cell adhesion mediated by cadherin
Cellular component (GO): plasma membrane
Source: RefSeq, a predicted model, not a curated record